Molecule: messenger RNA, 411 nt
Organism: Miscanthus lutarioriparius
Lineage: Eukaryota; Viridiplantae; Streptophyta; Magnoliopsida; Poales; Poaceae
Source: the annotation of a GenBank genome assembly
AUGGCGUUGGACGAGUCGUUCAAGAGGCCGGGCACCGUGCCGUUCAAGUGGGAGGUGCAGCCGGGCAUCCCCAAGCAGCAGCAGCAAGACCCAGCAGGUACAGCCUGCGACGUCCCUCCAGCGACUACUCCGAGGCUGGCGCUUCCUCCCGCAGCCCGGGUCGGCGCGCUGGCCCCCGCGUCGUGCCGGCGGGCCUCCUCGUCGGUCGCGUCGGCCCCGCUCUCGCCGCCGCCCCCGCAGCCGUCGCCGUCGCACCGGCGGUCCAUGUCCGCGCGCUUCGCCACGUCGCUGGCGCUGAUGCCCUUGCCCUUCACGCGGCGGGGACGGGGAGGAGGAGGAGGACGCGCCGGAGCCGCCAAGGACGCCGCCGCCGAAUUCUGCCUGCUGUACGCCGAGAAUAAGAUGGUUUAA